Molecule: messenger RNA, 5890 nt
Organism: Sardina pilchardus (European sardine)
Lineage: Eukaryota; Metazoa; Chordata; Actinopteri; Clupeiformes; Clupeidae
Product: integrin alpha-X-like
Exons: 30
Coding region: 67-3483 (1138 amino acids)
Biological process (GO): cell-cell adhesion; cell adhesion mediated by integrin; cell-matrix adhesion
Cellular component (GO): integrin complex; external side of plasma membrane
Molecular function (GO): integrin binding
Source: RefSeq, a predicted model, not a curated record
ACAUCGAUCAGUCGCGGGCUGCAUACGUGCCUUGGCUCUGCUGCAGCACUGACUGGGGGAGGAAGGAUGUCGGCUCUAAUGUUAGCGCUUGUCUUCAUCUCAGUGUUUCAGAUAGCGGCAUGCUUCAACAUCGAGUCUACUUCUUGGAGACACAUCCACCAAUCAGCAGAGGGCUUUGGCUACAGACUGAUCCAGGACACCGCAUCACGUCUGUUAGUGAGUGCCCCUCUAGAGCAGCAUGGUGUGGAUAGGAGAGGACGGGUUUACCAAUGCCAGGUCUCAUCCAGCUCCUGCUCACCACUACAAAUAAGUGUUCCUUCGCAUGGAUUGAACAUGUCUCUUGGCCUUUCCAUGAGCAAGACAGAGUUAUCUACAAAGACAAUAGUUUGUGGUCCAACCAUCCCAAAAGAGUGUGAUAACAUCAAUCUCUAUGGUGGGAUGUGUUUCAGCAUUGGACCGUCUCUUCAACAAGGAGGACCUGUGCCAGCAUCUCUUCAAGACUGCAAGGCUAUAGAUAUUGCAUUCUUGCUGGAUGGGUCUGGGAGUGUUAAUUGGAUGCAGUUCAACACCAUGAAGACAUUUGUGAAAGGCCUAACCACAAGACUUCUGCAUCAAAACACGAGGUUUGCCUUGGCACAGUACUCCAGUGGAUGCACCAUCCACCUGAAAUUCAAUAUGUUUGAGAGAGCAACAUGGAAACUUCAGGUGGACAGUAUCAUACAGCAACAAGGAGGCACUUAUACAGCUGGUGCCAUCAAGACAGUUGUGAAUUCUGUAUUUGAUGCGUCUGCUGGAGCGAGACCUGAUGCUACAAGGAUCCUCAUUGUCAUCACAGAUGGGGAGUCACAUGAUGCCCAAUAUUAUCCCACUGUUACAAGAUUGGCUGACGCUAAAAAUAUUUUUAGAUACGCUAUUGGGGUUGGCGACGCCUUUAGCAGUCACUCAGCACAAAAUGAGCUUAGGAGCAUCGCAUCCUCUCCCACAUCAGAGCACAUGUUUAAAGUGGACAGCUUUGAGGCUCUGGACAAAAUCAGCAGCACACUGGAGGAGAGCAUCAUUGCCAUAGAAGGAACCCAAACCACAGGUGAUGCCACAACAAUGGAAUUUGCCCAGAAUGGAUUCAGCGCAGCUCUUGUGUCGGAUGAACGGUUUCUAGUGGGUGUGGUCGGGGCAAAUGAAUGGAGAGGAGGUUAUCAGGACAUCCAUCUGUCCAGCGGGGAGCCCAGCUUUACCAGGGUGGAUCAGAUCACGGCUAACAGCUAUCUGGGCUACUCCAUGGCUAUAGCCCGCUCAAGAGUAAAGGACUACAUAGUUAUGGGGGCCCCCAGGUAUGAACACAAGGGGCUACUCAUGGUCUUCUCUCCUGGAAACACGCAACCAAAGAUGUUCACACAGUCUCAGAUCGGGGCCUACUUUGGAGCAGAGGUGUGUGUGGUGGAUUUGGACGGAGACUCCAACACUGAUCUGAUUCUGGCAUCUGCCCCCAUGCACACAGAGGGAGAGAGAGAGGGGAAAGUGUUUGUGUACAGCAUAUCAUCUCAGCGCUACUACGGCUUCCAAGCCAGUGUGCUGGACACUGGCGUGUCCCUGCUGGGGCUGGAGGGUCAGAGGGGGAGGUUUGGCUCGUCUCUGGCCAGCCUGGCUGACCUGAACGGGGACGGGAUCAGGGACGUGGCCGUGGGAGCUCCUCUGGAGGAUAACGGACAGGGCAGCGUGUACAUCUUCAACGGGAGGAAAAGAGGAAUCAACCCCACCUACUCACAGAGGAUUGUGGGUUCGUCGGUGCGGUCCGGUCUGCAGUUCUUUGGGCUGACCGUGGCCCAGUCUGCUUUGGACCAGAGUGGAGACGGACUGCCUGACAUCGCAGUCGGGUCCAAAGGAGCGGUUCUGCUGCUGAGGUCGAGGCCUGUUGUUACUAUAACCACAAGUGUUACAUUUGAACCAUCCAAAAUCCCCAAAUCCAUCUACGACUGUACGAGUCCUCAGCAGAAUAACGCCAGUGUAUGCUUCAGCAUGACUAAGGUCACUCAAGAUAGCUUGAAAGGACUGCAGGCAAAACUCAACUACACACUGAGCCUAGAUUUUGUCCGUCAAAAUUCCCGAGCCUUCUUUACAGCUGGAGGGAAAGACAGGAGUGAGAACAAAGAAGUCACAGUGUCUUUAAGAAAAAAUUGUUUCAAACACUCUUUCUUUGUACUGUGCUCCCCAGAGGAUGUUGUGAAUCCUGUGGACGUCCAGGUGGCCUUCUCCUUCCAGGGGCUUCCUAUCCCGUCUGCAGACCAGCUGACCCCAACGCUGUCCAUCAGCUCCCCCAACACCACAGACCACCAGUUAAACUUUGAAAUUGACUGUGGAGAGGACAAAAAGUGUAUAGAUCAAAUCCAUAUCAACUUUGAAUUCUCUGGAUCCAUCAUCGAGGUAGGCAUCACACAGGAGAUGAGUGUGAGAGUCACGGUGGAGAAUAGAGGAGAGAACUCCUACGACCCCCGUGUGUUUCUUUUCUACCCUCCUGGCCUCUCCUACAGGACCUUCACCAAGAGCCAGGGCAGGGUGGAGUGCACUUCUCUAGACAGCACAGAUGGAGUCACCUUGGGACAGACUGACUGCAGCAUCAACAGACCCAUCUUGCGGGCUGGAGAGAAGGCUGAUUUUGUUGUUCAGUAUGGAAUUGGUGAAAGCAGCCGUUUUGGUGACAGGAUCACCAUGCAGGCCCAGGCUUCAAGUGACAGUGAACAUGAUCCCAGUAGCCAGCUGUACAAACGUCUGGACAUUGGGGUCAAAUACAGCAUUUAUGUAAUUCUGAAGAGUUUUGAAGGAACCACCAAUUACAUUAAUUUCACUGCAGGAGAUAAUCACUUGCAAAAACCAGUGAUACAAGAAUUAGAGGUGACUAAUAAAAUCAGAGGACUCAAUCUGACUGUUGUUAUUCAUGUUCCAAUAAGACUCCAAGACAAAGAUAUCUGGACCAAUGUGGGCAGUUUGCAAAUCCAGGGAUGCUCUAAAGGGCUUGAGAGGAGUCCAAACAUCAAAGACCUGAAACAUUUCUUCAAGGACAACAAGGAGCCUGAUGUGAACUGCUCCAUUGCCGUGUGUCUGGAGUUCAGGUGUAACUCCUACAUGAUGAGAGACGACCAAAACCACUACAGAAUCUCAGGGAACGUGAGCUCGGAGUGGAUUGAGCAGACUGGACUGCGUUCUGCUCUGUUUCACUUGGUCAGCUCGGCCACACUGGAGUAUGAUGACGGCAAGUACAUCUUCUUCUCCACAGACUCUUCUCACCAGGCACCAGUCUCCAAGAUUGAGACUCUAGUGGAGGUCUAUGAUGAGCCAGACCUAACUAAGGAGAUCAUUGGUGGAGUGGUGGGAGGCCUUAUCCUAUUGGCUCUCAUGACUGCUGGCCUCGCCAAGUCGGGCUUCUUCAAGAGUCAGUAUCAGCAGAAACUAGAGGAAGCCCAAGGAGAGGAGGCACCAGCAGGAGAAUAACAGCUCCUUCUCUCUCUGUGUGUACGAGUUUGACAGCGUAAGUUGCUGACAGUACAUGCUCAUUGUGGCCAGACGUCAGACGCAUAAAGUGGGCAGAGUCAGGCUGAAACUAAUUAAUAAAAGAUCGCUGGAUCAGAAUUGAGCACUGGUUGCAUGAGAUUGGUUUAUCCAAUGUCACUUCACCAGAGAGGCCUUGCCCAUUUCAGAGUCUCUGUCUUGUCACAGAUUCCUGUGACCUACUGUAUAUCGCCGCUGAACUCAGGCCCUGUGGCAUGCGUAUAUGUUUGUGAAACACUGUUUAAAAAUGUUUGUGCAAAAUAUGUACAGUAUGUAUGGAAGAAAAAAAUCAUGCUUAAUCGACUUUUUGUAAGAGGCGCUCAUGAAUAAUUAGUGAACGCUUCAGUGACACACCUGCGGGGUAUACUACGAAUCUCGUUGAACAUAACCAGGUUUUCUUUGGAUAACCUGGAUUGCUAAAUACGAAAGUCGCAAUCAGAGUUGAGUGGUACUACGAAACUCACUCAAGGAUGAAUUUAUCAAACUAGGCUUUCAGCUCAGAUCUGUGCGCGUUCUCGUGGUUGGGGUGACUUAGACCAAUCGGAAACGUGGAGACGCACAAGACAGCCUAGGUUAACCAACGAUUACUUCCACAUUUAUGAGCGGCAGAGAAAUCUAGGGUGGUUUUUUUUAGUGUAACCCAUAACAUCAAAAAAUCGAUGGUCAUCAAAUAUUGCAUGGUAUGCACGUCCAUAGUAGUGACAUAUUUGCACGCGCAACAUAGUUAAAAGCGCCUUCGAGAUUCAAAAUGUUUGCAGAGGCGGGGCUGAACCUGUUCGAAGUAUGACAGUUUAGCACACGUGAGAUAACUUCGUUUUUCAAGAUAAUGGAUUGGUUAGAAUUGGUCAGAGGGCGGUAGUUUUUCACGAUUUGAGCUAUAACUUAGCACAUAACCUGCUCCCGACCAGGUUUGGUUGCGAGCAUAAGAUACCAUGGUGAUACAGUACAGCGACGCUAAAACAAAUCCACUUUCGUAUGACAGCAUACCCUGGCUUUGAGCGCAACAUACCUUGCUAACCCACUAAUCGAGAUUCGUAGUAUACCCCACUCGUGUAGCUUUCCUGUAAAGGAUUUUUGCAUACAUUUCCCAUGUUCCUACAACCCACCAACACCUGGUAAUCUGACGUAGCAGUGUACAGGUACUCUUUUCAUUAAAAUAUACAAAUGCUUUUGUGCUUCUGAAGGGUGUACCACCGACAGUGAAAAGGAUGAGCAUGAAAUACAUAAUAAUAACUAAAUAAGUGUUUGUGUGGCAGGCAGCACAAUGUGUGAAUUUGUAACUACUGCUAUUUUGGAUGGUGAACUUAUUGGGGCAAUAGCUCUGUCACUAGUUUGGAGUUUAACACGGUUUUAAACUCUGUGGUGACGCAAGAAGUCACGUGACGACUUAAGCUCCAUUGCUGUGUCAUAUGCACCUAUGGUUUAACCUGCUGCUGCGUUUUACCUUGAUCUCAAUUGCUGUGUCUUCAAGGAAAUUCAAAUCACCCACUGGAGGGCGCAUUUAGUGCGUGUUAGUCUAAUCUCGAAAGGGACAUGGUUUUACGGUAGACUAAACCAUAGUUUGCAGGGUAGAUAGGUGACAGCUUACUCUUCAUAAACCAACACACCCACACACUGUUGGCUAGUUUGGACUUAUUAGAACAUGUUUAGGCAUACAAAAUACGUAGUCUUAUCGUUUCGUAAAGGCUGGAAUGCGCACGGAGCCAUGGAAAACGAGUGGAAUGCGGGUGUAGUGCCCUUGAUUUUCCAGCUCUCUGCUUCUAAGCUCUAUUGAUCGUGCCUAGACUGCCCCGCCAGCCAAAUUACAUUUGCUGCUGCUAGGGGCGUCUAGAUUUCUAACGUUUUCUGGCAAUUAUAGCGCAUUUAGCCACAAGAGUCAUAUAAAGUAUCCCGUCAAGAUCCUGAAAUGCGGUAAGACUGUUAAAUUAUGACUGCAUCUGCUGGGGUAAAACUCGAAACAGCGUACUUUCCGGCUUCCAGGCAGUUUAACCCCAGUUUAGCUAGGAACCAGCUGAUCCUGUCUCAUUUGUUACACAGCAAUCACGUUCAACUUCGUACGCAGCUCCGUGUUAAACUCCAAAACCUCCGUUUUAAGGACGGUUUUAAAGUGUAGCACAGCUAGCGCAAUGCUAACUGACAGAGCAAUUGGCCCCUUCAGUACAUGAUUGUAGACCUAAAUGUGUUUACAUUGAGGCCCAUGUACUUCCAUGUAUGUGUCUUCUGGAUGCACAGUACUCUCAUGUAUGUCAAUGGUUUUGUGAUUUCUCUUGUAUACACCUUUUGCAAAAAUAAUUUACUUUUGUAAUUUUAGAGUGCUAUAAUCUCAUUAAAUGCCAGAAACUGCUAUCUA